Uranotaenia lowii is the source of this 1346-nucleotide messenger RNA. Its product is annotated as beta-1,3-glucan-binding protein-like. Gene Ontology annotation, molecular function: hydrolase activity, hydrolyzing O-glycosyl compounds. Bases 88 to 1284 code for a protein of 398 amino acids. Gene Ontology annotation, biological process: carbohydrate metabolic process. The transcript has 3 exons. The record is from RefSeq and is a predicted model, not a curated record. Lineage: Eukaryota; Metazoa; Arthropoda; Insecta; Diptera; Culicidae.
CUUAAGUCUGAUCUGUUCAGAUCAUUUACAUCGGUUGGGAUUAGAACACGCAAACAGAUCCGGUCGAUCUAAACAGCUCGCGUAACGAUGAUGACCGCUCGCAGUAGGUUAUCGUUGCUUUUCGGAGCGUCGCUCGUCGCGUUGUUGAUACCGGUGAUCCAAGGUCAAGAACCGCAUACCCUGGUGCGGGACCGGAAACGUUGCACCCCAUCGCCGACGACGGCCAGCGGAAGUGUCAUCCAGAGGGGCCGCAAGUUCUGCAGCGGCGAACUGGUCUUCGAGGACAACUUCGACUUCUUCGAUUUUGAAAUCUGGGAACAUGAGAACACUUUGGCCGGGGGAGGUAACUGGGAAUUCCAGUGGUAUACAAACAAUCGAUCAAACUCGUUCGUUGAAGAUGGUGUUCUGUACUUGAAGCCAACGUUAACGUCUCAGGAGUUCGGGGAUGGCUUUUUGAGCUCCGGAACGCUUAGUUUGCUCGGAAAUCGACCGGUUGAACAAUGCACCAAUGCAGCCUUCUACGGAUGCGAACGUCGCGGUACGGAGAUGAACAUAGUAAACCCCAUCAAAAGUGCACGAGUCCGCACGCUCUCUUCAUUCAAUUUUAAAUAUGGCCGAGCAGAGAUCCGCGCUAAACUUCCGACGGGCGAUUGGCUGUGGCCUGCCAUUUGGUUGCUUCCAAAGCGCAACGUGUACGGCACUUGGCCCGCUUCCGGGGAGAUGGAUUUGAUGGAGUCUCGAGGUAAUGAAGAUUUAGUAUCAGGGGGAAAACCAAUUGGUACUGGACAGUUUGGACAGACGCUUCACUUUGGACCGAAUCCUUCGUAUAAUGGCUGGAGUACUGCAAGUUCGGCAAAGAACUCUGAGCCAGGGAAGGAGUUUAACAAGGACUUCAACGUCUAUGGGUUCAUUUGGAGUCCGACAAACAUCACAACCACUUUGAAUGAUGAGGUCGUAGAAGUCAUUGAAGUCGGCGAAGGCUUCUGGAAACGUGGAGGUUUUGAUAAGCUCAAUCUGGAGAAUCCUUGGCGUUACGGGAGCAAGAUGGCUCCCUUCGAUCAAGAAUUCCAUUUUAUUCUGAACGUUGCCGUAGGUGGAGUCAACGGUUACUUCCCGGAUAACGCUGAGACCCCGAGGGCCAAACCCUGGAAGAACAGCUCUCCAAAAGCCGCAACCGACUUCUGGGAUGGACGAGAUGGGUGGCUUCCGACGUGGAAUUUGGACAAAAAUAACGGCAAGGAUGCUGCAUUACAGAUUGACUAUGUGAAAGUUUGGGCUUUGUAGGACACUUUUUGGUAUUUUGAUAAUAAGUUAAAAAUAAAGAACUGAAAUUUCAAAAUUAUGAA